Messenger RNA from Suillus bovinus, 643 nucleotides. RefSeq lists its product as uncharacterized. The transcript has a single exon. Lineage: Eukaryota; Fungi; Basidiomycota; Agaricomycetes; Boletales; Suillaceae. The coding region runs from base 347 to 568 and encodes 73 amino acids. The record is from RefSeq and is a predicted model, not a curated record.
GACACGCAACUCGGGACCGGGAGGCGCUGCGCGCCUUCGCCCAAAUCGCUCAGAAUAGGAUAUAUCAAGGAUCAUGGACAUCGAAUGUUCAUAGCACGGUAGUAGAGGCAAUAUUAAUUGAAUUCUCCAAGCAGAACUGCUCCAAGUGACUUGCAAAGAUUGAUAGUCUAUUAUGUAACGAGGAACAAGUGUAGGAACAGAAUUAAGUCUUUGCGCAAGCGUCGGAAGCAGUACGAACCUUCUGACUUCGUACUGUGACGUCGCGCCGUAUCGUCUCAGUCGUCCUCAACGACAACGUUCUUCCUCCUUUUCUUUUCCCCACCCACCGCUCCCUUUUCAACACGCGAUGGUUCGUGCCAACACUCAAGCAUCGCUCAUCGCUCUCCCUCUUUGGUGGUCCGGACUCCGCCUGAUCCCUGUCAUGAGUAGCUCGCGAUGGUUUUCUUUUCCCUCCCACCCUCGCAGCUCACCUUUUAUCUGGCAGGACACGCAACUCGGGACCGGGAGGCACUGCGCGCCUUCGCCCAAAUCGCUCAGAAUAGGAUAUAUCGAGGAUCGUGGACAUUGAAUGUUCAUAGCACGGUAGUAGAGGCAAUAUUAAUUGAAUUCUCCAAGCAGAACUGCUCCAAGUGACUCGCAAAGA